Molecule: messenger RNA, 1507 nt
Organism: Oncorhynchus keta (chum salmon)
Lineage: Eukaryota; Metazoa; Chordata; Actinopteri; Salmoniformes; Salmonidae
Product: calcium-independent phospholipase A2-gamma-like
Exons: 2
Biological process (GO): arachidonate metabolic process
Cellular component (GO): membrane
Source: RefSeq, a predicted model, not a curated record
AUUGUCUCUGUGUGUUUCCAGGAUGGUGGUCUCCUCAUCAACAACCCCACAGCGUUGGCCAUCCAUGAGUGUAAGCUGCUGUGGCCCAACACCCCAGUGCAGUGUGUUGUCUCCCUGGGUACGGGUCGCUAUGAGACCGUCAACAAGAACAACACCACCUCCACCAGUCUCAAAGCAAAGAUCACCAACGUCAUCAGCAGUGCCACCGACACAGAGGAGGUCCACAUCAUGCUGGACGCCCUCCUUCCACCCAACACCUACUUCCGUUUCAACCCCUACAUGAGCGAGGACAUCCCAUUGGACGAGAGCCGCCCGGAGAGGCUGACCUUCCUGCAGGAGGAAGGAACUCGCUACCUGGAGAGGAACGAAGCCAAGCUGAACAAGGCAGCGUCGGUGCUGGCUCUGGAGAAGAGCGCCAUCCAGAGGCUGGCUGAAUGGUGCAAACUGAAGGCCGACAUGUACGAGGGCUUGCCCUUCAUCUCCAAACUGUAGGGGACGUCUAGAGGUGAAAGGUCAGACAGGCUGAGAGACACUCAUUUAGACUGAUUAUGAAGAUAAUAUAGGAGCUGUAAAGGUCUGACAUGGACGAGGGCCCUUCAUCUCCAAACUAUAGGAAGAGACCUGCAGAGGUUAAAGUUCAAAAGGCACUGCAGGCGGUAGCUGCUGAGAAACUCAUUUAGACUUGAAAAUAAACAUCAUGUGCUUUGAUAUGACUCCAUCAGUGGAGGCUGGUGGAAGAAUCUAUAGGAGGAAAGGCUCAUUGUAAUGGUCGGAAUGGAAUAAAUGGAACUGAGUCAAACGUGGUUUCCAUAGGUUUGAUGUGUUUCAUACCGUUCCAUUGAUUCCAUUCCAGCCAUUACAAUGAGCCCAUCCUCCUACAGCUCCUCCAACCAGCCUCCUCUGGACUCCAUAUCUUCUUGAUGCAGAUCAUGUGAUAUGACUGCGGUCCAUUUGAACUUCUGCUGCUCAGGCAGGAUGUUGACCUUUGACCUGUGAGGUGGUACAGAAGUUGUAGUGUUUCUGAAAGGGGUUUGGCUGGUUGGGCUGAAGGAAUCAACCUUUGCCUGGUCCUAAAUAAAGUGCCACUGUGAUGAGAGCACACAGGCAGCCCAAUUCUAAUAUUUUGCCCCCCUAAAAAUCAGAUAUUUUGCCAAUAAUUGGGCUAAAUACCUGAGUUGGGCUGCCUGUGUAAACAGCCAUAAUGGUGUGAAUGGUAGACAGGCAUAGCCAUUUACUGUCUUGAUUUAAGAGUGCAGGUUUUGCAGGGAAGGUGUUUUUGACAACCACCUACUUAACAUGUACUGACUGGUAUGUCAGAUAUUCAGGGUCUGUUAUUAGCAACUCAUUCUAAUGUAAUUACUGUAAAUAUGUUGUAAGUAACUGACAUUGGUGUCACCUCAUUUAAAUGCUUCAAACUUGAACUAGGCAUGUAAAGUAGAAUGCUAUCAAACAUGUAAUUAUGCCUUUUCUCACAGAUGAAUUAAAUCAUGCACUUUGUAAAUGGUCA